Molecule: messenger RNA, 819 nt
Organism: Leishmania mexicana MHOM/GT/2001/U1103
Lineage: Eukaryota; Euglenozoa; Kinetoplastea; Trypanosomatida; Trypanosomatidae
Product: pyrroline-5-carboxylate reductase
Exons: 1
Coding region: 1-819 (272 amino acids)
Biological process (GO): L-proline biosynthetic process
Molecular function (GO): pyrroline-5-carboxylate reductase activity
Source: RefSeq, a predicted model, not a curated record
AUGUCGGAACUGAAGAUUGGUUUCUUGGGAUGUGGCAACAUGGGUGAAUGCAUCAUGGCGGGCAUGCUGAAGGCCAAGACGCUAGGCCCAGAGAAUACGUUUAUUUGCAAUCGAAGCGCAUCCACAAAUGAACGGCUGGUCUCCCUGUACCAGGUGAGGAGUGUGAGUGCUGUUGAACUGGCUGAAAAGUCGGACAUCAUCAUGCUGGGUGUGAAGCCGUACGGGAUUGUACCCGUUCUGGAGACGAUCAAGGAGAAGAUAACAACGUCCAAGCUCAUUAUUUCCAUGGCUGCCGGCGUGCCUAUUGCAACCAUCGAAAAUCACUGUCCUCCGAAAACCAAAGUUGUGCGUGUUAUGCCUAACAUUCCAUCAUUCGUGGGGGAGGGAGUAACAUCGAUCAGUGGUAACGCUGCUGUGAUGCCUGACGACGAGGCGGUAGUGAUGAAGCUGUUCGAUGCGAUUGGAAAGACGUACCGUGUGGCCGAAUCGGCGAUUCACGGAGUCGUCGGUGUGGCCGGGUCUUCCCCCGCUUACGUGUUCAUGUUUAUGGAGGCGCUGAGCGACGGCGCUGUGCGUGGUGGUAUUCCCCGAGCGCAGUCCUAUGAAAUGGCUGCACAGGCCGUUCUGGGUGCGGCUAAGAUGCUGCAAGAGAGUGGGAAAACACCUGCUGCUCUGAAGGACAUGGUUUGCUCGCCGGGUGGGACAACCAUCGAGGCCGUUCGUUUUCUGGAGAAAGGUGGGAUGCGCUCAUCUAUUAUUGAAGCCAUGAUUCAAUGUAUGGAAAAGUCAAAGGAAUUUGAGAGAAUGUACAGCGAAUAA